UCUUUAAAUCGGACCUUGACCCAAACGUAAAUAACAUUCUUUCCUCCAAACAAAGCAAAACGAAGAACAAUACAGUAAACCCCUCUCUGCUGUCUCUCAAACCGUGUCCAGCUUAUACUUCAGGUAAUACCAAUAACAAGAAUAAGAAAUCAUGCCGGACACGCAGGCCCUCGUCAAUGACUUUCUUAACAAGCUUAAGAAACGUAAGAUUGAGGGGUCGCAGGCGACAGCGAGGCAGACGGCGGAGCUGCUUCGGUCUGUGAUUUCGCAGCAGCGCGUGUCGUACACCAACCAGGCUGGCGCGUUGAUUGAUGCUGUCAAGGCUGUGGGCGAGCAGCUCAUUGCUGCUAAUCCUGUUGAGCUUGCUGUGGGUAAUAUUGUGAGACGUGUAUUACACAUUAUUAGGGAGGAGGAUCUGUCUCUGACUACAGCUGCUAUUGAUGGGUUAAACUUAUCAGCUGUAAGUGAUGAUGAAACUGAUGAUAAUCGAGAUGAUCACCCGGUUUUAUCUGCUGCUGCUGUGGCUGCUGCUGCUAGAAGUACUUUGCGUCCACCUUCCUUGCAGACCCUCCUUGAGGAUUCACCCGCCUCAGCUGCUAUUCCUCAUACUUCUUCAUCUGGGGGUGAUUCUGAAGGGAAAAGCAAAUCUGCUGAUAAAAAUUCAAAAACUAGGAAAUUGAAGCAUGAUGUUAUUGAAGCGGUUAAUGAACUAAUUCAAGAUAUUGCCACUUGCCAUGAGCAGAUAGCUGAGCAAGCAGUGGAGCAUAUCCAUCAGAAUGAGGUAAUAUUAACUUUAGGCAGUUCAAGGACAGUGUUGGAGUUUCUUUGUGCUGCAAAGGAGAAGAAAAGAUCAUUUCGAGUUUUUGUUGCAGAGGGUGCUCCAAGGUAUCAAGGGCAUCUUCUUGCAAAAGAUUUGGUUUCAAGAGGUUUACAGACCACGCUGAUUACUGAUUCCGCAGUUUUUGCCAUGAUUUCUCGAGUGAACAUGGUUAUAGUUGGAGCACAUGCUGUUAUGGCCAAUGGUGGGGUUAUAGCACCUGUUGGGUUGAAUAUGGUAGCACUGGCCGCACAGAAGCAUGCUGUACCUUUUGUGGUUCUUGCUGGCAGUCACAAGUUGUGCCCCCUGUAUCCUCACAAUCCUGAAGUAUUGCUUAAUGAGUUGAGAUCUCCUUCUGAACUGCUGGAUUUUGGAGAAUUCUCAGAUUGCUUGGAUUUCGGAAGUGGCACGGGGUCCCCUCUUCUUCAUGUUGUCAAUCCAACAUUUGAUUAUGUGCCACCAAAGCUUGUUAGUCUUUUUAUUACUGACACAGGAGGGCAUAAUCCUUCAUACAUGUAUCGACUUAUUGCUGAUUAUUAUUCGGCUGAUGAUUUGGUUGUGCAACGAAGACCUACUGCUGGGAAUUGAGCUUGAAUUACUUUUUUUUUUUACCCUAUAUUGGAUAGUGCUGUGGAUUUUCAGGUUGUUAAGGAUUUUACUGCAAAAAGAACUUUUGAUUUUGAGGAUGAAGUUUCAAAUCAUCGACUUGAGAAUGAGUGUUGAUGCAGGUCCAGAGAUACGCGAUGGCGUGAACUUGGACAAAGUUAAAGAAAGGGAUGAACAUUUUUGUGAUUAUGACUAAGUUAAAAGGAGAGGAACAUCUAAAGUGAGAGAAAGAAGUGAACUAAUAGGAGGUAAUUUUUGUGAUUGUAUCAGUGCCGAAAGGCCAAGCGAUGUAUUUUGUAUCAAUAAUUAUCACAUAUGGAUAGUUUAUAUAGUGUGUAGCUGAAAAUUUCAUGGCAGAUUGUGUCUGGGUUGGUAAUCUUCUAGUAUCUUAGUGCUGCAUUUU
Pistacia vera is the source of this 1826-nucleotide messenger RNA. RefSeq names its product translation initiation factor eIF-2B subunit beta. Gene Ontology annotation, molecular function: guanyl-nucleotide exchange factor activity; translation initiation factor activity. The transcript has 11 exons. The record is from RefSeq and is a predicted model, not a curated record. Gene Ontology annotation, biological process: translational initiation. Bases 152 to 1405 code for a protein of 417 amino acids. Gene Ontology annotation, cellular component: eukaryotic translation initiation factor 2B complex. Lineage: Eukaryota; Viridiplantae; Streptophyta; Magnoliopsida; Sapindales; Anacardiaceae.